AUGUCCAACCUAAAGGACCUGUACAGCCAAUCUGGCGACAGCACUCAGACGAGCAACUUUGGCGUCGACUUUGUCAUUCACUACAAAGUCCCCUCGUCAGAACGCGCUGAAGCUGAAGCCGGCUUCGUCGAACUCAUUCGAGCCCUUACAGCGGUUGGUCUGGCCACCGAAGUCCGCCACGGCGACAACGACUCCCUCCUCGUCUUCGUCAAGGUCGCAUCCCCCGACCUCUUCGCAAAGCAAGUAUACCGCGCCCGUCUCUCCGACUGGCUCCACGGCGUUCGAGUCUCAGCUCCCCACAGCGAUGUCAACCAGGCCCUAGAGGACGAGCCCGUCGUCGAGGCCGAGCGCCUGCGCCUGAUCUACCUCAUGAUCACGAAGCCACGCACCGAAGGCGGCGCUGGAAUCACCCCGUCUAAUGCCAAGUGGAAAUACGUCGAGUCCAUCUUUCCUCUGCAUAGCCAUAACUUCAACAAGGAAUGGAUCAAGAAAUGGAGCACCAAGUAUACUCUGGAGCAAGGCGACAUCGACGAAAUUCGAGACAAGUUCGGAGAGAGCGUCGCUUUCUACUUUGCUUUUCUCCGAUCCUACUUCCGCUUCCUCGUUAUUCCCUCUGGAUUCGGCUUCGUUGCCUGGUUACUGCUCGGCCAAUUUUCUUUCCUCUAUUCCCUGCUCUGCGGUCUCUGGUCUGUUGUCUUUCUCGAAUACUGGAAGAAGCAAGAGGUCGAUCUUGCUGUGCAGUGGGGCGUCCGAGGUGUAUCCAGCAUUCAGCAGGCAAGGCCCGAAUUUGAAUGGGAUCGAGAGGCUGAGGACCCCGUCACUGGCGAAGUUGUCAAAGUGUACGAGCCCAUGAAGCGUGUUAAGACUCAACUACUCCAGAUCCCCUUUGCACUAGCCUGCGUUAUUGCUCUGGGAGCUCUAAUUGUGACCUGCAACUCUCUUGAGGUCUUUAUUAACGAAGUAUACAAUGGCCCUGGAAAGCAGUAUCUUGGCUUCUUGCCGACUAUUCUUCUCGUUCUUGGUACACCUACUAUCUCUAGCCUGCUAAUGAGUGCUGCUGAAAAAUUGAACGCAAUGGAGAACUAUUCCACUGUUGAUGCUCAUGACGCUGCUCUUAUCCAGAAGCAGUUUGUCCUCAACUUCAUGACCUCGUACAUGGCCCUCUUCUUCACCGCAUUCGUCUACAUUCCCUUUGGCCAUGUCCUGGUUCCUUUCCUUGAGUUCUGGCGAAAGACCGCUCAGGUUGUCACAUUCAGUGAGAAACCACUCCCAACACGGGAAUUCCAGAUCAACCCUGCCCGAAUCAGCAACCAGAUGUUCUACUUCACCGUCACAGCCCAGAUCGUCAACUUUGCUACCGAGGUUGUGGUACCCUACCUCAAGCGAGAGGCUUUCCAGAAGGCCAAGCAGCUUAAGUCACAGCCCAAGAUUCAAGACGACCACGAAGAGGAGGCCGCGUUCCUUGAACGUGUCCGCAAGGAGACUACACUCGAGAUGUACGACGUCUCGGGAGACUACCGCGAGAUGGUUAUGCAGUUCGGUUACGUUUCCAUGUUCUCAGUUGCUUGGCCAUUUGCAGCUUGCUGCUUCCUCGUCAACAACUGGGUUGAGUUGAGAUCCGAUGCUCUCAAGAUUGCCACCAGCAGCCGAAGACCGAUCCCAUGGCGAACCGAUUCGAUCGGCCCUUGGUUGACUGCCCUCAGUUUCGUCUCGUGGCUCGGCAGUAUCACCAGCGCCGCUAUUGUUUACUUGUGCAGUGGCGCUCGAGGCCAUGGUUCCCACGGCACACCAUCCCCCUUGACGGCCUGGGGCCUGCUCUUGAGUAUUCUUUUUGCUGAACAUUUCUAUCUCGUCGUUCAGCUAGCAGUCCGAUUUGUUCUCGAUAAGCUGGACAGCCCUGGCGUACAGAAGGAGCGCAAGGAGCGUUUUCUGAUGAAGAGAAAACUCCUCGAGGAGAACAUCGGACAGGGUGCAUCUGAAGAGUCAUCGGUCCCAGGUAUUGAUCACAGUGAGAAGAUUACCCGCCAGGCUCUGGAAGAGGAGGCCCGUCAGACAUCUAUUCGCGGUCAUGGAACACCGGAAGAGACGUUCUGGCAACGCCAGCGUGGUAUGAACGAGACCAUUGAUGUUGGACGAAGGAUGAUUGAGCAGCAGCUUGCGUUCCAGAAAAAUAGCAACAGCAAGUCUGCGGUUCCAAGCAUGAAGGCUGCUUAA
Molecule: messenger RNA, 2214 nt
Organism: Fusarium sp. VM40
Lineage: Eukaryota; Fungi; Ascomycota; Sordariomycetes; Hypocreales; Nectriaceae
Source: the annotation of a GenBank genome assembly